Didymodactylos carnosus is the source of this 456-nucleotide messenger RNA. Lineage: Eukaryota; Metazoa; Rotifera; Eurotatoria; Philodinida; Philodinidae. The record is from the annotation of a GenBank genome assembly.
AUGAUCAACCCUGCAAAUGUUGUGAAGAUUUUCGCUGAUCGAGCAUCGAACUUAUUGUCUACUGUGUCGAACAGCGUGACCUCCGCCACUAUUGUCACAAAUCGUGAAUGUGAAGUAACCGACCUGUUGUGCGGUGUGCUGGAAUCGAUUACUAGCAGCCACUCCCACACCUUAGUCGAAACAACUCUUGAUCAUGAGUUAGCCGAUGACGAAUUGAUCAGUGAUGUCGAGUGCGAAGAUACAGAUGAAGGAACAUGGGAUCCCAACUGGAAUGAUGAGGAUGAAGAUGAAGAGACGGCGUUGUGCAAACAGUUUUCACUCGAUUAUAUGGCCAAGGCAGUCAAAUUCUAUAAUGAAAUUAAUCCACAAACUGGAAAACGAAAGAGACGAUGGGAGACGGUGAAACACAACUUCCAACGUAUCCCGCAUCAAACCUAUCUCUCGCGCUGGAACUAA